Molecule: messenger RNA, 1319 nt
Organism: Trifolium pratense (red clover)
Lineage: Eukaryota; Viridiplantae; Streptophyta; Magnoliopsida; Fabales; Fabaceae
Product: bifunctional protein FolD 2-like
Exons: 5
Coding region: 115-1131 (338 amino acids)
Biological process (GO): tetrahydrofolate interconversion
Cellular component (GO): cytosol
Molecular function (GO): methenyltetrahydrofolate cyclohydrolase activity; methylenetetrahydrofolate dehydrogenase (NADP+) activity
Source: RefSeq, a predicted model, not a curated record
AAUUACACAUCAAAGGAUUUAGUUGACAUUCAUAAACACACAUCUCAGACUUUGUUAUACAAAGAUAAUCUUGUUAAAACAAAUUUUUCCAUCUAAACAUAAACUCAUUGAACAAUGUUGCCACAGAAACAAAGAGAGAACACUUCAUGUACUUUUCUUGGCCCCAAUCUUCCUGAUGUUUGGGUACUCAGUGAGAACACAUCCCCUCAUACUCUUACCACCGGAAGUUCUCAAUCGGCUGAUGAUGGCCAUAGUGCUACAAUCCUUGAAGGUACAUCAAUUGCUACAGAAAUAAAAUUGAAAGUGGCUGAAGAGAUAAGUAGGAUGAAGAGUGAGAUUGGGAAGUUUCCUAAAUUGGUUAUGGUUUUGGUUGGUGAUAGAAGGGACUCUCACAGACUCAUUGAUGUUAAGUUGGAAGCUUGUGAAAAAGUUGGCAUUGAAAUUGUGGUUUCUAAGUUGCCUGAAAAUUGCACUCAAAAAGAAUUGCUUGAUGUUGUUUCCAGCUUCAAUGAUGACAAGAAUGUGCAUGGCAUUGUUGUGCAACUCCCUCUACCUCAACAUAUCGACGAAGAAAUUAUUAUGAAUUUUGUGAGUCCUGAAAAGGAUGUGGAUGGAUUUCACCCUUUAAAUAUAGGAAACCUUGCAAUAAGAGGAAGAAAACCCUUCUUUAUCCCUGGUGCCUCCAAGGCAUGCAUUGAGUUGUUACUUAAUCAUGGUGUUGAAAUCAAGGGGAAAAGAGUUGCAAUAAUUGGAAGAAGUAAAAUUGUAGGGUUACCAACUUCCUUGCUAUUGCAGAGGCAUCAUGCAACGGUUAGCUUGUUACAUGCAUACACGAAGAAUCCUGAACAAAUAACCUCUGAAGCGGACAUUGUGGUUACUUAUGUUGGAAUUGCGAAUAUAGUUCGUGGUAAUUGGAUAAAGAAAGGAGCCGUGGUCAUUGACAUGGGAUAUAAUGAAAUUAAGGAUCCUAACAACGAAGAAUUCCAAAGCACCGGAGAUGUUUGCUUCGAAGAGGCAGUGAAGGUGGCAUCAGCCAUUACCCCUGUUCCGGGAGGCAUAGGACCAAUUAUAAUAUCAAUGCUUCUCUCCAAUACACUUGAUUCUGCAAAACGUGCAUUUGGAAUGUUUUGAAAUAAGUUUUUUGUUUCUUCAUUUCACUGUUGAGCUAAUAUCCAUGUCAUGUCAAUCUGAUGUUUUUCCCGGUCGAACCAGUUCGUCUGGUUUUUAAAACACUGUUUGAAAGUAAUAAGUUAUUGUUCUAUGACUAUAAGAGAGAAAAACAUUACAUUUUCAUUCUAAAUCUUAAGGCGUUAGGAAUA